Messenger RNA from Haliotis rubra (blacklip abalone), 819 nucleotides. RefSeq lists its product as uncharacterized. The transcript has 7 exons. The coding region runs from base 1 to 684 and encodes 227 amino acids. The record is from RefSeq and is a predicted model, not a curated record. NCBI's taxonomy places the organism in Eukaryota, Metazoa, Mollusca, Gastropoda, Lepetellida, Haliotidae.
AUGGAGCUGAUGAAACUAUGGAUCACAUUAAACAGCAGCAGUACCAGUGAAGAAAUGGUGUCCAUCCUCAAUUCAUUGGUUCGAUUAAAUGUCUGUCAUAGAAGAAUCCUGGAGAGUCUUAGCAGAUUUAUCAAAUUGGACCCUGAGCAGAGGAGACAAGCGAGUGAAUAUUUGCUGAUGUUUAAAAUGGCUCUCAUCACAGAGACAAACAUCUGGAAGGAGGUCAUGUCUCAACCUCAUGGCAGCAUGAUGGCAGGUACAGUCGUAGAACUACAGCACACCUGGGAUACACCAUUGGUAAACAAACAAAGUUCUAAAAUGUGCCAAGCUUUAGAGUCUUUGCUUGGACAGAAUGGAUUCAGGAUGAACUGGACUCCCAAGUCUUCAGCUUUCAUGUUGGACAUUGUUGUCUAUGUGAAGGAUGGGAGGCCGGUUGAAGUACAGGAGGAGGAGGUGGACUGUGACAAGAGACUGGUGUUGUUGAUAAGGCGACCAGAGCACUACCGGAUCAGGCAUAACUCACAGCCUCGUCUGCUGGGGAAGUAUGUGAUGAUGAAGAGACACCUGUUAAGAAGUGGAUACUCUGUGUUGGAGGUGUCUGGUGAAGCAGUUGACAGCAACAAAGACUUGAUGGAGUACUUCCAAAGACUGCUGCAGCCAUACAUCGCCUUCUCAGAGGAAUAAGGAGAAACUGGGCCUACUAUAUUCAGUGAAUGAGGAGACAGUGAAAUUUCAGUCAAAUGAGUGAGCAUAGUAUGCAUUUACAUCAUCUAAAACAAAGAAUAAGUUUUCAAUUGACUAAAUUUUGAUCAAGGGAAA